This is a messenger RNA of Leishmania braziliensis MHOM/BR/75/M2904, 600 nucleotides long. RefSeq lists its product as hypothetical. NCBI's taxonomy places the organism in Eukaryota, Euglenozoa, Kinetoplastea, Trypanosomatida, Trypanosomatidae. The record is from RefSeq and is a predicted model, not a curated record. Bases 1 to 600 code for a protein of 199 amino acids. The transcript has a single exon.
AUGAACACUGUUCAGUCCUACGUGCAUGAGGGGCAACGGAUUGCGUCGGAGCACAAGGCGCAGCUCCAAGAUGCGGUCAAGAAGGCCGUGAAUGUUGCACAGGAGUACGUCGAGGAUGCCCGCAAGAAGGCUGACCCGUACGUGGAAAGCGCCAAGGCAAAGGUGGAUUCAGCCAAGGCCUCUGUGGAGAGCGCGCGUCACUCCGCUCAGAGCGCUGUGGACAACGCCAAAGACCAGGUGACGGCUGUGCGCACCAGGGUGACCGAGAAGACGCAGCCCUAUGUGAACAACUACCAGGAGUUCGACGUCACGAAGACGGCUGCCUUCCACGUUCUCAUCCACUUCAUCAGCAGCGUGCUCUACGUUGUCUGGCGCUUAACACAGUUGAUCCCCUCCGCCAAGCAGGUGUUGAAUUUCCUUCAGCAAAAGGAGGCGGAUGCGGUGGUGGUGCACAGUUGCUCGGCGAUGGUGCAAAGGGUGCCAGUUGUGGGGCCUCGGUGCGUGGAGGUGGCCACAAUUGUUGUGAGCAACGUGUACACAGGCCUCAACGAGCAGAUUUCGCAAUACAACGCUGCGAUGCAGCGUAAGAAGGCCGCUUAA